CUUUUCGCGUUUCGGUCGUCAGCUUGCUCGUCUUGUCGUCGUCGCGGACUUUUCCCGUUUCGUGUCCUAAAAAGUGGCUUAAAAUUCGGAAAAAGUAUCCCAAGUUGUGAAUUUUCCUAAGCGAACAUGUUCCGCAGUUGAUUGUUGACAAAUUGUUCAUAAAUUAAAGCAAAAGUGAAGCGGAGAAGCUUUUUUAAUCUACGUUCUUCAGUGUGUUCAACAUUGUGAUUUUUCAUUUUGAUACCGAGAAAGAUAGCCCGGACAGAUGAUGUCCAACACAUCACAGUACCAUGGAAUGACGAAUGGCUAUCCCGCCGCCGCUAAUGGCCCUCAGCAGCAGCAUUAUCCACCCUCAUCACAACAGCAGGUUUUACCGCCACAACCUCAACAGUAUCCUACGAAAAAUGUCAUGAUGAAUGGUCCGUCACAAUCUCAAACGACGGUCACCGGUCAACAGCAGUAUGUAGUUCCGUCAGCAACUAGUGUAACAUCACCCUUACAAAACGGUCCUCCCUUACUACAGAAGCCUGUGUUUAAUACCCAGUUGCCCCAGCAAAACAGCCGAAUGACAAAUUUAAUCUCCAAUGGCAAUAGUGCUAACUCGUCACGAACGUCGUCACCGGCACUAGUUAACAGAAAUAUACCGGCGUCACAAUUGCCACCUGCAACUGGCAUCCGACCCGGUGGUUAUCCAACACCUUCUAGUCAAAGUCAGCCACUCAGUACUCCGUCGAGUACUAAUUAUAACUUGAGUGCCACAAGUAAUUGGACAAGUGGGAUCAAUACAACUUUGAUAAAUACACCCCCUAGGACUGUUUCGGGCCUCUCAACUCCACUAAAUGCAUCCACUCCCAAUUUGGUCCAAGUACCAACUAAUGGCCCGUCUAGCAACCUAACCACUAGCAUGCAAAAUUUGAACAUCAAUCGUCCUCCAUCGACACAACAGGUUAAUCAUAUAAAUGGUUCUGGAACUCCCCAACCGCCGGCGUCUAGCAAUAGCUACUACAACCAACAACAAGCACACACAACACAGCCCAACGGACAACAGUAUACAACAGCACCAUCUGUUGCUCCAUACGGCCAACAACAUCCACAAAUGAAUCAGCAAGGCCAACCAAUUAACGGAAAUUAUGUGCCCACUUCGCAGAUGGCCCCGCAGUCACAGCUACCAAGUGGCCCCCCUUUGGCUGCUCCAAUCGGGCAAGCAUACCCGGGAAUGCCUCCAUUAUCUUCCACAGCUCCUCCCACCUCAAUUAGUGCUGCAACAAAUAAGAGGCCGUUGUAUCCAUCCCAAAACAUGCCACCCAACAUACCACCCUCACAGGCCACUAAUUUCAACCCGAAUCAGCAGUCGAUGAGUGCUAGCACGUACCCUGUUCAGCAGCAACCGCACCAUCAGAUGAAUAAUUAUCAGCAGCAACAACAACAACCGCUGUCUUACGGUCCCAACAUGCAACAACAGCAUCCACAGUACCAGGAUCCUCAGAACAAUGUUGUGAAAAGCGGAUUUAAUCGACUUUGGGGGAAUAACACGGUAGAUUUGCUGCAAAAUCGACAUAUUCUUCCUGUUGGCAAAGUUCGGCCACCAACGAUCCAUCUCAAUCAUCCGUUCCAGGAAGCGAUAAACUGUAAUCCAGACCUUUUCCGAUGUACGUUAACAAAAAUACCAGAGUCAAAUCAGCUGCUACAGAAAUCGAGACUGCCACUUGGUGUGCUGAUACACCCAUUUAGGGAUCUGAAUAACCUGCCGGUAAUUUCAUGUAACACUAUUGUGCGCUGUAGGGCUUGCCGAACGUACAUCAAUCCGUUCGUGUUCUUCGUAGACAGUAAAAAGUGGAAGUGCAAUUUGUGCUACCGAGUGAACGAAUUACCUGAUGAGUUCCAGUAUGAUCCGGUGACGAAAACGUACGGUGAUCCAACUCGUCGACCAGAGAUCAAAUCCAGCACUAUUGAGUUUAUCGCUCCAUCGGAAUACAUGCUGCGACCGCCACAACCAGCAAUCUAUCUCUUUUUGUUGGACGUUUCGUCACUGGCGCAGCAGACCGGGUAUUUGCAUACUGUUUGCAAUACACUGAUCGAAAACCUGGAGAAUCUGCCUGGAGAUGCGCGAACACAGGUGGGCUUCGUUGCGUUCAACAGUGCGAUACACUUUUACAACAUUGCCGAGAGCUAUAAUCAGCCGCAUGAAGUAACUGUGUUGGAUGUAGAAGACGUAUUCCUGCCGUAUCCCGAUAACUUGCUGGUCAAUCUGAAGGAGUGCAAGGAAUUGAUCAAAGAUCUUUUGACGCAGUUGCCGAAACGAUUUGAGCAUACUCACGAUACUCAUAGCGCGCUGGGAGCAGCGCUUCAGGUGGCAUUGAAGUUGAUGCAGAGCGCUUCAGGUGGACGAGUAACAGUGUUCCAGUGCUGUCUACCAAAUUACGGACCAGGAGCACUGCAGUCAAGAGAGGAUCCGAACAAUCGGUCAUCCAAGGACGUAGCUCACCUCGGGCCGGCAACCGACUUCUACAAACGACUGGCGCUGGAUUGUUCCGCGCAACAGAUUGCUGUUGAUUUGUUUUUGUUGAAUAGUCAAUACUGUGAUCUAGCUACAAUUUCUGGAAUCAGUAAAUUCAGUGGCGGAUGCAUGCACCACAUCCCGUUGUACAGUGAAUCGAAACCCCAGCUGGUUAAAACAUUGCAAAAGUGUUUCGAACGCUACCUCACGCGAAAGAUCGGGUUCGAGGCUGUCAUGCGAGUACGAUGUACCCGAGGGUUGGCCAUUCACACAUUCCACGGUAACUUCUUCGUACGGUCAACAGAUUUGCUGUCGCUACCCAAUGUCAAUCCCGAUGCAGGUUUCGGAAUGCAGAUUACAUACGAAGAAAGUUUGGCCGAAUGCAAAACGGUGUGCUUCCAAGCGGCUCUGCUGUAUACAAGCAGUAAGGCAGAGCGAAGAAUUCGUGUCCACACGCUUUGCAUACCGGUCACAGCUAGUCUGUCGGAGAUUCUGUACUCGGCUGACUCACAGUGCAUCGUUGGUCUACUUGCCAAGAUGGCCGUUGAUCGAUCACUAAGUUCCAGCCUGUCCGAUGCCAGAGAUGCCUUUAUCAAUGCAACCGUGGAUAUUUUCAGUGCUUUCAAAAUUGCGCAAAAUCUACCACAGAACUCCGGUACCAUCGUGGCACCGGAGAAUCUUUCGCUUUUGCCGUUGUACAUUUUGGCGCUGAUGAAACAUACUGCUUUCCGGGUCGGAACAAGCACUCGUCUGGAUGACCGAGUGUUUGCGAUGAGUGAAAUGAAAACGAUGCCACUGGAUCAAUUGAUUAGAUACAUUUACCCGGAUUUCUACAUCCUCGAUAGUCUGUUCCACAGUGCGACACGGGAGGGCAGUAAUGGUGAAGCGCAGCUUGUCGAACCGCCCCGAUUACAGCUGUCCGCAGAGAAGUUCGAUUCACGCUCCAUGUUCCUACUGGACUGCGGUCCUCACAUGUUCGUUUACGUAGGAUCGAACGUUUCACCCGAUAUUCUAAACGAUGUUCUCGGAAUCAAUUCCGUUCCGGAGAUUCCGGACUUUUGCAUCGAGCUGCCCAGUCGGGAAACGCCAGCCAGUGAAGCACUGUUUGCAUUUAUCGAUAGCAUCAACGAAGAGAAGCCGUACUCUACCUACAUACAGGUUAUCAGGGACACAAGUCAAUUCCGUUCGCUGUUCGUAGAGAAAUUUGUUGACGAUAGAAAUCAGAGUUCGGUGUCCUACUACGAGUUUCUGCAGCAUCUUAGGACGCAGGUCAAGUAGAAUAAAUAAUAUACUAAGAACGGGAAGUAGUCGAAUGUUUUCGAGAAAGAGACAUACCUGUACAUACGUUGAUAUACAACCGAUGCAUUAUUAUCAAUGGAACGAAUCGGGCGUUAGUUUUAUGCAAUCGCGGAAACAGGGCAAGAUAAUGUGGGCAAGAUAUCGUGUAUAUGAAAUAUAAUGUGAGAAUAAUAAAAUCUAGAUAAUCAAUGGUUGAAAGUGUAGAGUAUAAAUACAAGAAUUAUAAUAUAUGAAAAGCAAAACUUUAGUAGUUUAGGUAAGCUGCAAAUUACAUUGAUUCUUUUUGGACGAUUUUCGACGAUAUAAAAUAGGACAAUGGCGUGAUGGCGAUAGAAAUUAAAUACUUAUAUAAAAUUGUAAAAAUAGAUCCCCAUAUAAUCGCAGCGGUGUAAGCCACAACAUACUUUUUCGAUUCGUUGGCAUGUACCGAUAAUAGUUAUUUCUACAACAUAAUAGAAAUCUGUAGUGAAACAAAGAAGUGAUUUUAAGAAGCAAAACGCGGUUUUUACUCGGCACUGUUAUUAAAACGAAAUGGAAACACCCGUAUAAUGCAAUUAUCUAUAGAAAAACUAGACUAAACGUGACUAUAUUUUUUUCGUGGUCAGUUAGUUUGAACCGCUCCUAUUCAGCUUGAAUUGGUGCGUGAUUACUCCCGUUUCGAAAAGGCAUCUCAAAAAUUAUUUUAGUUUGAUUUAUUUUGUUUGCUUAUGGUUAUUCCAGGUUUUGUUAUUUUAGUGAUGAGGUAUUCAGCAAGAUGUAUAAAGUUAUUUAGCUAUCGUUCAAUGCCGAAUCACGUUUAUAUGUAUCAUGUUUAUCCAAACAACAUACUUCAGAGGAAGGAGAAAGUCAUGUGGAAUAUUAAAAAUGUAUCCAGGUGAAACUCUAUUUCUGUUUAGGUUAGCUCCCAGUUAUGUAAAUGUCAAAAACUCAUCAUUGACAUAGUGACCUAAGCCAUUCUGAAUUGCAUAUUAGUGUUUUGUUACACACUGUUUCGUAGCCCAUCCUUCCAUUUUCCAAUUGAUGCUAACAUAUGGUUUCUACUUACCAACGCUUUGUGUUAUACACAUUAGUUCAGGUUUUAUCUGUUUACCUAUCGAGUUAUAAGCUCUAAUAUUUGUUGCUCAAACACUCUAAUUAUCAAUCAUAUUUACGUUUAUGCAAUACGCUUUCUAAAGUUUGAUUCAACUUUGUAUAGUUAGACUGCUUCUAUAGAUGCUGAUUGUUUCUUAAUAAGAUGAUCGCGGAGAGAAAACCUAGUCGUUCCAUAUCCGCAUAGUUCAGAGCAAAGAAACAAAUGUCUAAGCGGGGAACGAACAACAUCAAGCAUGCCAUUUGUUUGACGAGACAGGAUGUGUGGAUGAAAUGAAACGAGAAGUAUUUGGUGUAUGUAUGUUGCUAAUUAUAAUCAAAUCUUAUGCAGAUAUAAGUUUCCGGAAAUAAUAAAAGAAAUAUGACCUCAUACAGAAAAUAA
Topomyia yanbarensis is the source of this 5267-nucleotide messenger RNA. RefSeq names its product protein transport protein Sec24A (gene Sec24AB). Gene Ontology annotation, cellular component: COPII vesicle coat; endoplasmic reticulum exit site. Gene Ontology annotation, biological process: intracellular protein transport; endoplasmic reticulum to Golgi vesicle-mediated transport; COPII-coated vesicle cargo loading. The coding region runs from base 266 to 3775 and encodes 1169 amino acids. NCBI's taxonomy places the organism in Eukaryota, Metazoa, Arthropoda, Insecta, Diptera, Culicidae. Gene Ontology annotation, molecular function: zinc ion binding; SNARE binding. The record is from RefSeq and is a predicted model, not a curated record. The transcript has 15 exons.